CGGCUCGGAUCGCGCGGUUGUGUGUAAACAGUCAGUGUGCGGGCGGUACCGUUGGUCUCGGCUUGGGGCAGCAUCAUACUUUUACCGUCGCGCCAUAGAUGCACGGUUGUGAGGUCGUGGCCGCGAUUGUAGUUUUUUUUUUCUCUCGGUGCUGACGGUUACGUUCGUAACGGGACGAAGCGUGCCAUUCACAACAAAAAGUUGUAGAACUCCGUACGCCUCGAUUGCGGUACGACUGCUAUUAAUUUGUUAGUGCUUUGUUUUUGUCUGGUCGAGGGCUCAGCGCGUGCAGCAUCCGGGUUUUCGGGAAUUGCCUGAUUGUCCCAGAAAAAUAGUGUGUAAUUUGCAACGAAAUAGAGCACGAAGAGGAAAUCUUUCUAGUCGACGGAAGUGAUGAAAUAAAAAUACGAAUGGGUGUGUAGUGAUCGCGAAGAAAGUUAUUUCUGCGAAAGUGUCAUUGGUUGAAAAUUCAAGCCGCGAAAGCAUUCUUCCUUGAAACUCGCUUUGUGUGUGACAGUACAACAAUAUUUAUCAUCAAAGGUUGCUGCGGUUUAACAACAACAUCAGUAAUAGUAUUGUUCCGAAUCCGGAACAAAGAGAGGUCGGGGAACUGACAGUGAUGGUGUGCAUUGAGUAGGACCCGUUAUCGGGGAACGGAAUUUAUCGUGGGGUGUAGUGGGGAGUGUAGCUUCGGGAAUAACAUCACAAAGCCCAAACACAGACUCACAGAGACAGAGCGAGAGCAAGUGAACUAAACGGAGCGAAGGUGGUUAUCCUCCGGCAGACGAUACAACCAGUCAGCUGUUUUGGUCCAGACCGGAAUUGGAGAGAAGCAGGAACAGGUUGCGAAUAGCAAGGCGGAGCUGGAACGGGCUGGACCUGUAGACGAUGGCCAAACUUGUCGGCGAUGAAGGUUACGGUCAUCCACUAAAGUAUGAUCCAGAAUUUAAAGGACCUCUGUCAAAGCGAUCGUGCACGGAUAUUCCAUGCCUGUUACUAUUUUUCCUCUUCCUUGUCGCCUGGGGAGGCGUGGCAUACUACGCUUUUGUCAAAGGCGACUUGGAUCGGCUGCUGGUGCCGACGGAUUCGAACGGACUCAAGUGUGGCGUCGACAGCGAAGUGCAGAAGGAACCCUACCUGGUAUUCUUCGACAUAUCGGAGUGUGCGAAACCCGAUGUACCGUUGUACGGUUGUAAGACACCCCAGGUGUGCGUCAGUCAAUGUCCCACCGAAGAUUUCGCCUAUCGGGCCGAAGACUGCAAUGCCAACUCGUUGGCAACUAUCAGGUCCAAACUGAUCUGCGAUCAUUCCGUCCAAAAAAAUCAGCUAAGCUGUGCGGAAAUUCAACCCAUCAUCGACCGCGGACGGUGCGCUAAGUAUUAUCUGAAAAGUGUUCCGUUUGCGAAGCGUUGCAUAUCCAAUCUUCCGGACACCGAGUGUCCGUACAUUCCACCCAAGGUACUGCAACAGUACCAACUAAUACCGUCGGAGGUGAACUUGAGUUUUCGAAAUAGUAUCACUCGCAUGGGUAAGCAGCUGUCCGAACCACUGCGGCAGGAUUGUGCCAAACAACGUCGGAUCGGUCGUCAACUGCUAGUCGAUCGGAUGACUAAGUUGCAGUCUUACUUCGCUCGCUAUGUAGACAACGUACUGUCCCACAUCACCAACGAUACCCGCGUCCAUCAGACUGGUCAAAUGGUCGUAGAAGACAUCCUGGAAACUUGGCGUCUAGUUCUCGUGUUCCUGUUGGUAUCUCUUCUGGUUAGUCUGAUCUUCAUCACGAUGCUACGGUGGAUCGCUAAACCAAUGGUUUGGAUAUCGAUUCUGGGAGUGAUCGUAGCCCUCUGCUAUGGGGUUUACUAUAGCUACGCUCAGUACAGCUACAUCAGCCAGCAUCCGGUGGAAAAUCACGUUAAUGUCUCACCAAAUCUUAGCUCGCUGGUUCAGUCCUGGUUCAAAUCGGACCAAACGUGGCUUUGGAUUCUAAUCAUCCUGUCCAUCAUUUUGGUCGUCCUUUUGCUGGUGGUGUUGGUUCUCCGGAAACGAAUUGUCAUCGCGAUCGCACUUGUCAAAGAGGGCAGCAAAGCCGUCAGCGCCAUCUUUUCCACCGUUUUCUUCCCAAUCAUCCCUUGGGUACUGCAUAUUCUGGUCAUCAUAUUUUCGAUCGCAGUAGGUCUUUACCUAGCCUCGAUCGGUAAACCCGUGUAUAGAGUGUACGGGUUGAAUACGUCCGUUUCGUGUGUCUGCGAUAAUGGCUACCGAGAUGGGGACAUUUGCGAUCCGGUCGAUUUUAACGAUCGCUGCCAUAACAGUGCGAUGCGUGAUCUAUCGGGACGCUGUAUGGAUGCAGCGUGUCACUUUCAGGAGAUCGAUAGUCCAAAAGAAGUGGGAUAUUUUCAUGCACUGAACGUGAUAGGUUUCUUCUGGGGUAUCUGUUUUGUGUCCGCCUUUGGCGAAAUGGUUCUAGCGUUCACAUUCGCCACCUGGUAUUGGACAUUCCACAAAAAGGAGCUACGUUUCUUCGUACUGACUACUGGAUUCUUGCGAACCGUUCGCUACCACCUGGGAACACUUGCUUUUGGUUCGCUAAUCAUCGCCAUAUGUAAGAUCAUUCGAGCCAUGUUGGAAUACAUCGAUCACAAGCUGAAAAAGUACGACAACGGAGUGGUGAAAGCAGUACUGUGUUGCUGCAAAUGUUGUUUCUGGUGUUUGGAAAGUUUCCUCAAGUUCCUGAAUACUAAUGCGUACAUAAUGUGCGCCAUCCACGGUAAAAACUUUUGCUCCAGUGCGAAGGACGCAUUCAGUCUGCUGGCCAGAAAUGUACUGCGUGUUAUCGCCCUGGACAAGGUUACCGGAUUCCUGUUUUUCCUAUCGAAGCUGCUGCUGGCGUGCGGAAUGGCUGCGGUGACGUACACGUUCUUCGACGCAGGCAUUACCAAGCAGCUGCACUAUCCGUUCGUUCCGGCCAUCCUGGUGUUCCUCGGGACGUACAUCAUUGCGGCCGUGUUCUUCAGUGUGUACUCGGUGGCGGUGGAUACGCUGUUUCUCUGCUUUCUGGAGGACUGCGAGCGCAACGAUGGCACGGCGGAGAAGCCGUACUACAUGUCCAAAAGUUUGAUGAAGAUACUGGGCAAGAAGCAAAAGUUUAUCGCUGCCCGCUAGGAGCAUCAAUCAAACAAACGAACUCCACCACCGUAUGUGAUCGCACUAUUACCGGUAGAUAUGCCGGUUGGGGACCAUUCAUAUAUUACGUAACGCGAAAAUUACCCAAAAUUGAUUCCUUCCCCCCCCCCACCAUGUCACAAUUGUCACAAAUUUCUUUAUCUCCCCCUAGUACGUAACGAAUUCCCUAAAAACUGUUUUUCUUCAGUAAAAACAUGUUACUUAACGUUGUGGCUUACUCGUGUUACGUAAUUUAUGUAUGUUCCCUUGAGUGAGAAGAAAAAAACAAAUAUUUAACUUGAACAUAAGAGUAGGGAAUACAUAUAGUGCAACAAUAAACACUAAGCCAAAUAUUAAGGAUCAAAACUAUGUUUAUUGAUCACAAAAAAAGAAUCAUCGAGGCCAAAGUUUGAAAGAGAUAGAGAGAGAGAGAGUAUAAGGAAAGCAAGAGAUAUACUCACGAAUGGUGCAAUUAGCCAAAGGGUAAAAACUUUUCUUUUUCAAGAACAUAUUGAAAACAAAUGAUAAAAGACUUACUAUAUUACCACUAUGCUAAUAUCGAAUCGUCAUGUAACAAUUUCGUACUUUAAGCGAGGAUGGUUUGUGCUGGCAAGUUACUGUAAGAGAGUUUCUUGGAAGGAGUGAGAAAAACAGAACAUAUUUGUUAAGAAUUGCGUAUUUUUAUACCAAUAUUUAUAAAUAAAAGUUUGAAGGCAAUAUUGGAACCAAUUGUGGCGGAUAUCAAGACACGCGAUCGAAACAAAAGGGUUGUUCGAAGAAUUUGUUGUUGUUUGAAAGCGUAACCGAUUGUGAUUGACUGCGAUUCUAGAAGAAUAAGAACACAUUAAGUAUGAUGAAAAAGAUAUACCUCUUAGAUGCUGAUUUUAGAUGUUCUUAACAUUUUUUCAGAUGUAAUUAUUCACAGCAAUCUGCAGCUUUGCUGCCUAUAUGAUAUGUCAUUAAUAGAUGUGUUUCUGUCAAGCAUUACAGGAAUUAUUCAUGAAAUCGUAAAGUUUUACACAG
Topomyia yanbarensis is the source of this 4185-nucleotide messenger RNA. It is a transcript of the gene Ctl2, whose product is annotated as choline transporter-like 2. Gene Ontology annotation, biological process: transmembrane transport. Bases 889 to 3162 code for a protein of 757 amino acids. Gene Ontology annotation, cellular component: membrane. Lineage: Eukaryota; Metazoa; Arthropoda; Insecta; Diptera; Culicidae. Gene Ontology annotation, molecular function: transmembrane transporter activity. The transcript has 10 exons. The record is from RefSeq and is a predicted model, not a curated record.